Messenger RNA from Stegostoma tigrinum, 2979 nucleotides. Its product is annotated as insulinoma-associated protein 1b-like. Bases 1455 to 2876 code for a protein of 473 amino acids. Gene Ontology annotation, molecular function: RNA polymerase II cis-regulatory region sequence-specific DNA binding; DNA-binding transcription repressor activity, RNA polymerase II-specific. Gene Ontology annotation, cellular component: transcription repressor complex; nucleus. The record is from RefSeq and is a predicted model, not a curated record. NCBI's taxonomy places the organism in Eukaryota, Metazoa, Chordata, Chondrichthyes, Orectolobiformes, Stegostomatidae. Gene Ontology annotation, biological process: regulation of cell cycle process; neuron differentiation; negative regulation of transcription by RNA polymerase II. The transcript has 2 exons.
ACGAGCAACCCAUGCUCAUAGAUAGGCUCACCGCUGCUCAGCCCUUACCCUCCGCGGCCCGUCACGGAGACAAUAUUCACCUGACAGAGGGAAGGGCGUGUGUGUGUGUGUGUGAGAGAGAGAGUGAAGAAUGUUUGUGUACGUGUGAGGAUAACGUGUGCUGGGGGGUGGUAAUGUUCGUGUAUAUGUGUGUGUGAGGAUAAUGUAUGUUGGGGGGUAAUGUUCGUGUAUGUGUAUGUGUGAGGAUAAUGUGUGUGUGUGGGGGGUAAUGUUCCUGCAUGUGCGAGAUGUGUGUGUGUGAGAGAGAGAGAGAGAGAGAGAGAGCAGUGUACCUGUGUAUGAGAGGAUAAUGUUUGUAAUUGUGGGGUGGUGGAAUUGAGGGAUGGUGUGGAGGAGGGGGAAGUGUGUGUGUGUGUGAGAUAAUGGGGGUAAUGUUUGUGACUGUGAGUGGUUUGAUUGUAGUUGUGGGAUUUGUGUAUAUGUACUAGGGCAGUGUGUGUCUGUGCAGGGGCGCGAGGAGAGAUUAUAAACUCCGCUGGGAACAGUCUCAAACAGCAAUACUUCUGCUGGGAGUGGGGGGCACGAAUCUUGUCAUUCGCCCGGAAUUAUCAAGUUUGAGAUAUAAUCGAGCUUCUCGUCGGAACGAUGGAAGCUUAAAACGUUCCCAACAGAGAAAUAGCAGACUUGAAGAUAGAGUCUUCGGUGCGAGAUCUGUAACUUAGCAGGGACUCCUCUACCUCAUCUUGCCCCCGUCCCCCUCUCCUCCCUCCCUCCACAAACACAGAUUUCUCUUUAACCUGCGAGUUUUAGGAUAUCCUCCACCCUUUUCACUGCCUCAAUCACCAAAUUACCGACAGGGAGAGGCACAGGGAGGCCUUUUUGGAAUGGAGCAGCCUGUCAGAAAUAAGAUCUCCAUUGGGAAUUCUUUAAAAAAAAUACAUCUCGGGUGGGACUAUGCAAAUAUAAAAUUAUAGUUUAAACGGGACUGGGGGAUGUGUUACAGUGGAAUAUUGGGCCUUGUUCAAUGAUUUAUUUGAGGAGCGAAUACACUGGUGGACUAUCUGAAGGAAUACGGUUCUCCUCUGAUGUGAGUGGGGCCGCCUCGGGCCCUUAGGAUUUGAUGUGUGGGGCUUGGAGAGAGUAAUUUCCACUCGCACUGUAUAUGUAUUUGGUGUAUGUCUCUCGCGGGGAGCCCUGAAUUUAUAUCGGUGAAUUGAUGUCUGUAUGUUUCUCCGCAUGAGCCCGUUUAUGUCUGCGCUUGUUGUGGCUCUGAUUCUCUGCGUGCUCGUGUUUGUCUCUUCCCGUCUUAUCGCGAGUCUGUGUGUGUAAGUCCACCUGUGUCACUCUGAGUGUAUCCAAGUCCCUGUGUGCGGGCGGCUCUCUCUGAGUCUGUCUAUAGGUGUGUCUGAGUCUCUGUGUAUCUUUGAAUCUGUGUCUCUCUCUGCCUCCCAAAGAUGCCGAGAGGAUUCCUGGUGAAAAGGAGCAGGAAAUCGACCCUGGUCUCUUACCGGAUCCGCUCAGAAGAUGCAGCCGAGCCGCCGCCGGUGCUGGAGACAUUCCCGGUCCCCGCCUCCGGUUCCCCCCGGGGGUUGUCCGGCGGGGGCCCGGCUUGGCCGCCCGACGAGGAUCAUGCGCCCCCGCCGCCGCCGCCGCCGGUGGCGAGCCCGGUGCGGCCGGUGAGCCGGGAGCACGGCCCCCGCUUCCUGAGCCUGGCGUCGCCGGUGGGCGGCGAGUCUUUCCCGAAGCCGGCGGCUCCGUUCGCCGGCGCCUUGGACCGGGCGCUGCUGCUGGGGCCGGCCGACGGGAAGCUGGCCUCGGCGUACGGGUCAGCGCCGGGUCGCCCGGCGGCUCCUCCUCACCACCACAUCACCAACAACAACAGAUGCAGCGGGGGCGGUAGCGCCGGUCAGACCAGGGGCAGCCAGGUCGCGAAAGCGGCCGCCCCGAAGAAAGCCAAAGCCAUUAGGAAACUCAACUUCGAAGAUGAGGUGACAACCUCCCCGGUGCUGGGCUUGAAGAUUAAAGAGGGUCCGGUGGAGGCUAAGCCCAGGUCGGGGGUAUCCGGUGGUGGGUUUGGUGGCGUUGGUGGAGGAGGAGGAGGAGGGAAGCCCCUGGGGGAGUUUAUCUGCCAGCUGUGCAAGGAGGAAUACAUCGACCCGUUCUCCCUGGCCCAGCACAAGUGCUCCCGGAUCGUCAGGGUGGAGUACCGGUGCCCGGAAUGCGACAAGGUCUUCAGCUGCCCCGCCAACCUGGCAUCGCACCGGCGCUGGCACAAACCCCGGGGCCAGACCCCGAGCGCGGCCGGCGGUCACCCCCUCGCCUCCAGUGCCAGCAACACUAAAGGGGACCCCGGUAAACCAAGCCCCGGGGAACCCCCAGCCAAGGAGCUGAGGUCAGAGGCCGGAGACCGAGAUACCCCGAGCCCCGGCUCGGCUCCCUCCGAGUCCGGUUCCGAGGACGGUCUCUACGAGUGUCACCGGUGUGGCAAGAAAUUCCGGCGCCAGGCUUACCUGCGGAAACACCUCGCGGCUCACCCCGGGGACGCCUCGUCCUACCCCCCGUUCCCCGGUAGCGCUGCUGCCGCUGGAGGAGGAGGAGGAGGGGGGGAAGCGCCCGAGAAGAAGCUCCCAGCGCCCGGCCAAGUCUCCAAACCCGGCUCCGAGUACCAGCCGUGCCAACUGUGCGGCGAGAACUUCCCCGGCAAGACCAGCCAAGAGCGCCACCUCCGCCCGCACGCUCCCGAGGUGUUCCCUUGCAAGUACUGCCCGGCCACUUUCUACAGCUCUCCGGGACUCACCAGACACAUUAAUAAGUGCCACCCAUCAGAAAACAGGCAAGUGAUCCUUCUCCAAAUGCCAGUGCGCCCUGCCUGUUAGAAAAGGAAGGGAGGAAGAGGGAGAGACGGGGGUGACAAACCGUGCCUUUCUUAGUUGCUAAUUACCAACAACCAGAGAGGGGGAGAGAGAGAGAGAGAAAAAG